Molecule: messenger RNA, 1203 nt
Organism: Porites evermanni
Lineage: Eukaryota; Metazoa; Cnidaria; Anthozoa; Scleractinia; Poritidae
Source: the annotation of a GenBank genome assembly
AUGAAAAAAAAUAGUGCUAUCAUAUUAAAUCUGGGUCUGCACUACGUGCACACCAUAAACUUCACCACAUACAUGAGGCUUAUUGACAACACAAUCCGAUUGUUAACGGAAAAGUUUAAUACGGAUAAGAUAGCCUGGUGGUUUAGAGGCAAACUUAUUUGGAAAACAACGACUGCUAUAAAUAAAGAAAAAUAUGGAGAUCCUCGCACCAAUGCAAGGCAUUCUACCAGCAUUAGAUUUUUAACCUAUCAGGUGAGGCUGUGACAAUUAACAAAUAUUGAGUUGUUGUUAACUGUAAAUGUAUUCAAGCCUCCCCAGUAAAGGCAAUAAAGGAUCAGAUGCAAGCGGGGGGAUAAUCCCAUAAAUUUCGGCUAGGUGUGUGCCAAGGUCUUAAUGGAAAUACACAAACUUUCAUAAUACUCGCUUUCAUAAUACCAACUGCCGAUUUGCUUCUCGGGUAACUGGCUAUUUACGCAUUUGAAUUUUAGCCCAUACAAUUUUAGUACCCCAUCCAAGGAUCAAACUGGGAACACAAUGCAUGUUUAACUGAUCAGAAAGCUUCCCCGCUCCUUAAGAUAUGAGGCUUCUUUAUACAUGUAUUAAGAUUUUAUUUCAAGCAGUUUUUGCCAUUUUAAAUGUUAUAUUUUAAGCUUUUUGUAUUUUUAACUGUCGAUGUUUUAAGUGUUUGAUAUAAUCAGUGUUAGAAUUCUUACAAUACUGUUUUACUUUUUAGAUGCUUUUUAUAGUGUAAUGAGGGCCAAGAAUUUAUCAGUGAUUUAUUAACUACUCUCAAGUGUCACCCUCCAUAAAUAAAGCCUUUACUUACUUAUUUACUUGCUUACUUGCUCACUUACUUACUUAAUAAUUACUUGCUUACUUACUCACUUAUUUACUUAUUCAAAAGCCACUGAAUAUAGUUUGCUACUAUAGCUUACACAAGACCUCGGGGAAGGGAAAUGUUUCUGAUUAUAAUCAACUGAUGCUGUUUUUCACCUUCCCUUGCAGCGUGUGCUCUUGUUUAACGCCUAUGCCACGCACGCCAUGUGCAAAGCAAGGAUCGACGUGCUAGACGUAUUUCCCAUCAGCGACGCAUAUCCGGGAGGGACUGGGCUUCCUAAAAAGCCGUACGAUGCAGUGCAUUUCAAGGCUCAUGUGUUUCAGCCAGUGGUGAAUGUGCUUCAAAGAUAUUUCAGAAACCAUUAG